AUGUCAGAGCCCGAGCCAUCCGCUGGACAUGAGUCCUCUGACCGCCAGGUGUCCAGUCCGAUACAACGGCUUCCCCGAGAGCUAGUUGUGGAUGUCCUGGAACACCUCAGGCCAUCUGGGUCCCUCACCACUGUGGAAUCCAACUGUCACUUUCCCGAGGUUGAAAAGACAUUCUUCACUUCGAGGUCGUCAUUUGCUAGUCUCUGCCUUACUUCGAAAUGGAUACACUCGCUUGCCAUCGGGUACCUCUAUCGAACAGUCGUUCUGGCGAGCAACUUGGAGCUGCUACGCUUCUUCCGCACCAUCAGCAACAACACCAAUCUUCGUUCGAUGCUCACUUCUUUUGCCUGGCCCGUGAUUCUGGGGAUCGACGAAGUCGAGUUCGACGGCUGGGACGUAUUUGUUACCGAAGUAUAUCCUGCUCUCGACCCCGAAUGCUGGGCAUCGAUCGCGUGGGACAAUCAAGAAGAUGAGAAGAACUACAAGAGGAUGGGGCUCAGGAGCUCCAAAGCGGCGUACUGGCAGGUACUGGGGGCGAUCUUUGCCACGGCCCCCAAUAUCAAGUCCAUCUUCGUGUUUUACCCGAACCAUCGAAUUGGCAUGAUGCCUUGCUAUCCCGGGUAUGAAAUGUUCAUGGCGCUCUUCACUCCUCCUGAGGUUCCCGGAACGGCUCUCCAACAGCUGCGGACCAUCACACUAGAGCCGUGGCCGGGAAGUCCAUCACAUUUCAUUACGAAAAGCCUGGUUGCGCUACUGCUCAACUCACCGAUCCAUCGAGUCGAGAUAAAAUUCCGUCAUUGUAUGACCGAAUUUCAGGAGGCUGCUACAGAAUGGGAAAUACCUAGUUUCUCUACAGCGUCUGUGAGGGAGCUGUUUCUCAUCGAUGUUUGGUCCCAUCCAGAGGAACUCGUCCUCGUCAAAAAGAUAUUUCCGAACCUCACAUCCCUUGAACUCGAUUACGAAUCCGACUAUACUCCCUUAGAGAAGGGCGCAAUCGACGGCUUAUCCGAGGGUCUCCUCAGCCUUUCGGGAAGUUUGGAACGGCUGUCUCCCACGAGUUAUUCACUUGAGAGACCCAAUCCAGAAGGCGCAGAACCAAUAUUGCCCCAUCUAGGAGACAUGAGACUUUUUAGGACCAAGGAUAUAAACAAGGAGCUAGAAAGACUCGACACUCUUCCCCCGACGCUCAUAUCUCUUCGCCUUCUCGAUCACAGCCGCCAUGAUUCCUGGGAAGCUGAGACCGUCUACGACCAAGCUCUCACAAGGCUCGAGGAGAACUGCACACUCCGACUUCGCAACCUCAAGUCCGUGGCAUUGGUUUUGGGUGAAAACUACUUUGAUAAGAAUGUGGCGACCUUGACUGCCAAGUUCACGAAACCAUUUGCGCUCCGUGAUGUCGAAUUCCGUGUCAUCACAACUGAGAUGUCGAGGGGGGAAACCUUUACAUCGUGGGCGAAUAUCGAUUCAGUCAAUAAAUGA
Clonostachys solani is the source of this 1479-nucleotide messenger RNA. The record is from the annotation of a GenBank genome assembly. NCBI's taxonomy places the organism in Eukaryota, Fungi, Ascomycota, Sordariomycetes, Hypocreales, Bionectriaceae.